Molecule: messenger RNA, 3808 nt
Organism: Heterocephalus glaber (naked mole-rat)
Lineage: Eukaryota; Metazoa; Chordata; Mammalia; Rodentia; Bathyergidae
Gene: Cldnd1
Product: claudin domain containing 1
Cellular component (GO): membrane
Source: RefSeq, a predicted model, not a curated record
GUGAUAGACUAGAGAACAAGACUUCUGUCUCCGUAGCAUCUUGGAGCAGUCUGAAUGCCAGAAUGGAUAACCGUUUUGCUACAGCAUUUGUAAUUGCUUGUGUGCUUAGCCUCAUUUCCACCAUCUACAUGGCAGCCUCAAUUGGCACAGACUUCUGGUAUGAAUAUCGAAGUCCAGUUCAAGAAAAUUCAAGUGAUUUGAAUAAAAGCAUCUGGGAAGAGUUCAAUGCUGAUGAGGCAGAUGAAAAGACUUAUAAUGAUGCACUUUUCCGAUAUAAUGGCACAGUGGGAUUGUGGAGACGGUGUAUCACCGUGCCCAAAAACACACACUGGUAUACUCCAUCAGAAAGAACAGAGUCAUUUGAUGUUACAAAAUGCAUGAGUUUCACACUAAAUGAGCAGUUCAUGGAGAAAUUUGUUGAUCCUGGAAACCACAAUAGUGGAAUUGAUCUACUUCGGACCUAUCUUUGGCGUUGCCAGUUCCUUUUACCUUUUGUUAGUCUAGGUUUGAUGUGCUUUGGGGCUUUAAUUGGACUUUGUGCUUGUAUCUGCCGAAGCUUAUAUCCCACGAUUGCCACGGGCAUUCUCCAUCUCCUUGCUGGUCUGUGUACACUGGGCUCAGUAAGUUGUUAUGUUGCUGGAAUUGAACUUCUCCACCAGAAACUAGAGCUGCCUGAGAAUGUAUCCGGUGAAUUUGGAUGGUCCUUCUGCCUGGCUUGCGUCUCGGCUCCCUUACAGUUCAUGGCUUCAGCUCUCUUUAUCUGGGCUGCUCAUACCAAUCGGAAAGAGUACACCUUAAUGAAAGCAUAUCGCGUGGCAUGAAUGGGAAAUUGCCUGUUUUACCAUUGCUAUUUUUAAUAUUUUUUAAUAUUCAUAAUUCCCUUGCCUCCCAAUUGUUUUUAAUUUAAUUUUUUGUGAAUAUAUCACUUUAUCCUGAAAAUCGAUUUUAUUUAUACACCCUACUAAAUGUGCACUUAAUAACACCAGAAUUUAUGUGGUUUACUCUGAGUGAUUUCAUCCUUUCAAACAAACCAGUCAGCAUCAACCUCUAGACAGAAAGAAGUAGAUAGAGUUGACAUAAAUUUAUGAAAGAAAAUUGAAAGUGCAAAAUUGACCCAGAACAGGUUUUGCUGAUGUCUCUUUUAGACUUUCUGGUAUAAGUAAAGUAUCUCCAUCUGUUGAACUAGAAACUAAUUUCUUUGGGAAACUUCUUAUGAAUGUUAAAAACAUACUUACUUUACUUUUGUAGUCAGCUAGUGGUAUUAGUGUUACUUUCAGAAACUUAAGCUCCAUAAAAUUGGGAAAUUAUCUAUGAUCUUUUUCCCUAAACUUUGGCACAUACCUUCAUCUAAGGUGAAAUAUGGUAGCUGUUUAUAUUUACAGUGUCUCUACAAGAAAAGAAGAAGUGAAAAAAUGUAGUGUUUACGUGAAAUUUUAAUUUUGUAACUGCAAAAGUUCCAAUUCAGCCAGAUAAGUGAAUUAAUCUUAAUUUAUUUUAUUAGUUUUUAAAAUCUCAUUAGGAUUUUCAGUACCACCAAACCAUUUUGAAUUUUGCUCCUUCUUAUAUACCAGGUUUAUUAAAAGAGUGCUUUCUUGUUUUUGUUUUUUGUUUUUUUGUUUUUUGGUACCGGGGAUCGAAUUUGGGUCCUUGCGCUUGCACGGCAGGCAGUGAAACCACUGAGCUAAAUCCCCGGCCCAAGAGUGCUUUCUUUUUAACAGUAGGAUUUCUAAGUAAAAUCUCCAACAGUUUUCUGUUUAUUCCAAUUAAGUAUCACAAAGUUCUACUGUAAUGACACUCCAGAGCUGGGAAUACUACCACAAGAUCUAAAGCUGUGGCUGUCCAUUAACCUCCAACUAUAGUCUUUAUUUCUUGUGGUGAAAUGAUGUGCCUUUCCUUGCCUAAAUCCCUUCCCUGGUCUAUCAACAUUAUAUAGUGUCUUCUAAUUCAGUCAUUUUUUAUAAAUGUCUAUAAACAUUGAAGUUUUAAAAAUCUUAUUUAUUUAUUCCAUACUGUAGCAUUUGACAUAUUAAAAAAAAUGUAACAGUAAUUUCUUACCAUAUCCUAAAUCUGUUUUUUUUUUACAAAAUAAAAACGAGAAGAGACCCAGAGAUUUGUGUAUAGUGUCUGAAUUGAUUUAAAUCUCAGUGAAUUAAAAUAAUGGGAGAUCUUUGUGGUUCUCUGUGGAAAAUUCAUUAAUACUCUGCAAGCCUAACUUUAUGUCUUGUGUUUGGAUUUAUCUUCCAGAAAAUGUGGCAACUGUUUACCCCUAUUAGAAAAUGAGAGGUUUUUUUUUAUGUUUCAGAAUUUUAAAACUAGUUUUAAAAUUAGUUUUUUGAUUUCUAUACUUAACAUGACUAGUUUCCUAUAAAAAGUCAUUUAAUGGUCAUAGAUGUUUGUGUUUUAUAGUAAAGAAGUAAGUCAGCUUCUGACUUGUGACAGUCAGCAUUACUCUGUAGCCAGGUGCUUGUGAAAUGGCUGAUUACCUAGAUAGAUGUCUAAUUUCCCUUUUUGUUUGUUUUGUUUUGUUUGGUACUGGGCCCUCUGAUUUUUAAAACAGUACUGGGGAUUGAACAUACAGAGUGAUAAAAUACAUCCUCAGCCCUUUUUAAAAAAUUUUAUUUUGAGAUAGGGUCCUGCUAAGUUGCCUAAGCUGACCUCAAAUUUGUGAACCACCUCCUUCACCCUCUUCCAGUAACUAGAAUUAAAGGGGUGUGUGAACCAUUGGGUCAGGCAGGUUUCUACCUAUUUCUCCCUAUCCUUAACUCUUGAAGUUUCAUUGAUUUACAGCACCUUCUGUGGCAGGUGGAUAGGAGAAAAGCUAAGUGAACAAAAAACAUUUAAGAAUGGGAUUUAAAAAUUGUUGGCAGUAUGACGUUUGUAUUAGAAAGUUGUUUUAAAUACCUGUCCUUGCCUUUUACUCCCAGAGUUAUCUUCAUAAGUGUCUAUAAACCAUACUUUAAUGUAAACUGGGAAGCAGAAUUGCAUUUUUGGAUUAUAUAUCCUUACCAGUAGUACUUUUAAAUUUGGAAAGCUAGUACUAUAAUCCUUAUGCUGAAUAUGUGUUGUAAUUAGUAUUUUUAGUCCAAUGUAGUGUCUGAGGUCACCCUCUCUUGCAAAGACUUGUCUGUAUUAAUACAUAGGGCUGUGUUGUUUAAUGUAAAAACAGUUUUUCUAAGGCUAAACCAUAUGAAAUCACUCAGACAAUCAUUUUGAUCAAUCAUACCUAAAGUCAGUGGAAAGGUAAAUCAUCUUAAUCUCCAUUGAAUUUUUGAAAGCAACCCCCAAAGUAAAAGAAUUCCAGACUUCAUUUUGGACAUAAGUUAUGACAACUGAAAAAAUAUGCUUUAAGACCUUGAUUUAUAGUUUCUAAUGAAAUGAUAUGGACAAUAUGGAUAAAAUGAGUCUUUUUUAGCAAAAGACAUUUCAAAGUUGGUAUAAAAAAGGCAGAAUAAUUCUAGAAUUUAUUUGGAUAACACCAAGUGUGCCUACUAUCUAUAUCACAAUACACUACAGUAAUGUGUUAAAAAAUAACACCUAAGUAUCAGUGUGUAUAUUAGGAGGGAGGGUAGUUAAUAACUCAGAUGAAUUCAUUUAGUAGUGUGAUUGAGAAGAGUGAGAUGAUAAUUUAACAAACCUAGAGUUUUUUCAUUCCAGAAAGAAAUAUCACAAAAUUGCAGUCUUAGCAUUAUUAUAACUUGUAGAUCCGGUCAUAUUCAGUUGACUGUAAGAUGUGUAGUAUGAGAGCAUUUUAAUGUUUAAUUCUUAUGUAAGCUAUCAUGUAAAAUAAAAACUUGUUGAAUUAACUCAA